Molecule: messenger RNA, 6046 nt
Organism: Coregonus sp. 'balchen'
Lineage: Eukaryota; Metazoa; Chordata; Actinopteri; Salmoniformes; Salmonidae
Source: the annotation of a GenBank genome assembly
UUUUGCAAUGCUUCUUUUCCUACUGGAGCCUCUGUCCGUGAUCUAGUUGAUAUUUUUACGAAAGAAAAGGUUAGUAUCAAAAUGGUCGUGUUAUCAAUUAAACUGAAAUAAUACUUCGUUGGUAGCUAACCAACCUAGCUAGCUCUGGCAAGCUAGCUCUGGCAAGGCAAGCUAGGUGGGUCGACACAUCCAACAAGCUAGCAAACUGGCUAAAUAACUAUCGCGGUAUUAGCGGACGCUAACUAGCUUAACUAACUUUGCCAAACAGCAUUUGAGCAAAGAUGGUCUUUUCUACUCUGUAUUUUUAUAACUAGCUAGCUAGUAAAGUUACUAGCAGUACUAGUAGGGAUGUGUAUCUUUCCAUUUCAAGUGAUUCGAUACGCAUUUAGAUGGGCUCCGAAGCGAUACAAGAACGAAACGUAAAAAAAAAUUAAGAAUAAUGUUUAGUCAUUUAGCACAGUGGUUCCCAAACUUUUUUGGUUUGUUUAUAAAGGAGCUCAGUCCGGCUUUAAACGUAUUCUUGAAAGUUGUACUAGUAGAAUGCAAAUUGGGUAGUGCAUCAUCAGUUCCUCUUGUCAUGUUUGUCAUUGCAUACCUUAGAGAGCUAUUUAUAACUUGUCAGAAAUGUCCAGAUCAACUAGCCUAUGUCUACGGUUUUGUAUUUCAUUUAGGUUUUUUAGCCCAUAGAUAUUGUUGUAAUUUUUUAGUCACUCAAAUAUCAUACGAAUUCACAUUAGACAUGGCAAAAUGUAUGGAAUUGCAAAGAAAUUUGCUUUAAAACAGCACAUUUCUUGUGCACCCCAUGACAAAAUGUGUAGAAUUGCAGGACAUACGCUUUAAACCUGCACAAUUCUCUCCACCAACAAGAAGGGUGUGAAACGAACAGUGCUUUUGCCAAUAGAAAUAGACGUGGGGUGCGCGGGAUGUUACCCAAUGCUGGAAGUGGGGGCCCCGAUUGGAAAAAGUUAGGAAACCCCUGAUUUAGCAGACGCUGUAAUCCUGAGCGAUUUACAGUUAAUGCUUUAAUCGUAAAAUAGCUAGGCGGGACAACCACAUAUCACAGGCAUAGAAAGUAAAAUGUUCCUCAAAGUAGCUAUCAGUAGAGUCAGAGCUAGGGGGGUCAAGUGCAAGUACUGUUUCAGUUGUGUAUUAAUUUAUUUUUGUUAAUCUCUCGUGUACAGAUGAAACGGCGAGAAUCUGUCAAAGCCCAAGUAGAACAACAUACGCUUGGUCCAAGACAUGCUUCAAUAUAGGAAUCUGAUAAACUAUGUAUUUACUAUUUUUCUUGAUUUUUACAAAACAAUGGUUGAACACCCUUUUAUCUUCCGCCCUUUGGCGCUUUAUGGUUUUGGAGAAAAGUUCAGGAACACGAUUAGAUCCUUUUAUCAAAACACAUAGCUCAGUGUCCUUAACACUAGGGACUAAUCCACGAUUUGACAUAAGUCGUGGAAUUAAACAAGGCUGCUCUAUUUCACCAUCACUCUUUCUUAUGGCUGCAGAAAUGCUGUCAAUUCUUAUCAAGAAUUCUGAUAUAGAAAAGCUGAGUGUUUUUGAUGACCGGAAUUGCACUUCAAAAUAUUUAAUCUAUCUUGUGAGAAUUGCUUUGGCAUAGAUUAUAUUUUGAUCACAAUAACUGUAUUUUGUGACUCAGAAAUUGAAACGGACCAUUUAUUUUUCCUUUGUGUUUACAGCAACACAUUCUGGAGUGAUAUGUUUUGACUGGUUAGAACAAAAAUCUUUCCAAUAACCCAGUUUACUAGAGAUAAUGUAGCUUUCGGUAUAAUAAUGGAAGAUAAGAACAUAGAAUUUAAUUUUAGAAUGUUUUACUUGUUUUGGGUACAUUUUAUAUUCGUAAAAGUAAAUGCAUAAAAAUGCAGCCUUUGCUUAUAGUUUUUCAGCAAUAUAUUUUUUUUAAAACUUUGAUUCAUUGAAAUGUAUAGGAAGGAAAAAAAGUAAGCAAAAAAUAAAUUGAUGAAUUAAUUAGAUUUAUUAGAAGACCCCAUAGCUUAAGUUAUGCCUCAUUGUAGCCUAUAUUUAUUUUCCUAUUUGUUUUCUUUAUUUUGGUUUAUUUAGCUAUGUUGUACCCCUUGUGUGCUCUGUUUGCCACGGACUCUAUUUGAAUGUAUGUUAUGCCUUAUUGUAAUUGGCAAAACAUUUUAAAUAAAGAGCUGCAGUAUUUCCUGGUUUUGGGUUUAAGUCGUUGAUUAUUUGGACGACUCAGGAUUGGGCGAAGGCGGUGCUUAAACUUACCCUCCAAGCUCAUAAUUUAGCUCGAGGCCUUGGGUCUGAAUCCCGCCCUAUGCAAUUGGGUCCUGGACUUCCUGAAGGGACGGCCCCCAGGUGGUGAAGGUAGGAAACAACACCUCCACUUCGCUGAUCCUCAACACUGGGGCCCCACAAGGGUGCGUGCUCAGCCCACUCGUGUACUCCCUUUUCACCUAUGGCUGCGUGGCCAAGCACGCCUCCAACUCAAUCAUCAAGUUUGCAGAGGACACAACAGUAGUAGGCUUGAUUACCAAUAAUGACGAGACAGCCUACAGGGAGGAGGUGAGGGCUCUGGGAGUGUGGUACCAGGAAAAUAACCUCACUCAAUGUCAACAAAACAAAGGAGAUGAUCGUGGACUUCAGGAAACAGCAGAGGGUGCACCCCCAUAUCCACAUCGACAGGACCGCAGUGGAGAAGGUGGAAAGCUUCAAGUUCCUUGGCGUACACAUCACUGACAAAUUUAAAUGGUCCACACACACAGACAUUGUGGUGAAGAAGGCGCAACAGAGCCUCUUCAACCUCAGGAGGCUGAAUAAAUUUGACUUGGCACCUUAAACCCUCACAGAGCAUCCUGUCGGGCUGUAUCACCGCCUGGUACGUCAACUGCACCGCCCUAAACCGCAAGGCUCUCCAGAGGGUGGUGCGGUCUGCCCAACGCAUUACCGGGGGCAAACUACCCGCCCUCCAGGACACCUACAGCAUCCGAUGUCACAUGAAGAACAAAAAGAUAAUCAAGGACAGCAACCACCCGAGCCACUGCCUGUUCACCCCACUAUCAUCCAGAAGGCGAGGUCAGUACAGGUGCAUCAAAGCUGGGACCAAGAGACUGAAAAACAGCUUCUAUCUCAAGGCCAUCAGACUGUUAAAUAGCCAUCACUAGCACAUUAGAGGCUGCUGCCUAUAGACAUAGACUAGAAGUCACUGGCCACUUUAAGAAAUGGAACACUAGUCACUUUAAUAAUGUUUACAUAUCUUGCAUUACUCAUCUCAUAUGUACAUACUGUAUUCUAUACUAUUCUACUGUAUCUUAGUCCAUGCCGCUCUGUCAUUGCUCGUCCAUAUGUAUAUAUUCUUAAUUCUAUUCCUUACUUAGAUAUGUGUGUGUAUUGGGUAUAUGUUGUGAAAUUGUUAGAUAUUACAGCACAGUUGGUGCCGUUUGACUAGGCUACUGAUAUUGCCUGGGGUUGUAGAUCAAUGACUGUCAACACAAUGAAAUGCUUAGUUCUACACUGAAGGAGAGGACGCAGUUGUCACAAAAUAUGAGGGAUUUCCCGACGGUAGAAAGAAAGUAAUUUGAGCAAAACGUUUUUUUGUGAACCGCCGAUUCGUAACCUUUUAAUCGAUUUCCUGGCCGAUGCUACAUUUGGAUCGGUUUGGGGUCCCGAAGACUGAUGCGCUCAUAUCUUAUACAUUUGAACCGGGGACCGAUGCGUACUGGUUAAUCAUUACGUCCCUAUUAGCUAGCUACUUGCCUAAUGUUUCUUCUAUCGUUUUCAGGGAAUCCCGUCAUCAGAUCUCUACGUCAAGAAUAAUGGGACGAUUAUCAGAGCUUGAUGAGAAAUUGCAGGCUGGAGCGGUGUAUCGACUGGAGCCUCGUCUCUGUGGUGGGAAAGGAGGUAGCUAACUAACUAGUUAUUAAAGUCUAAGGGGCAAGCAUUCUAGCUAGCUAACUAGCAAGCUAGUUAGUUAACAGGUUAAUUACUUCCAUCUAGCUAGUUAGCUAGCUACUUAAAAAAAUACUAAUUUACUGUUAAGCCUAAAGUUGGUGGACAGGUGUGAAAUGUUGCUUACAUUAUUCUGAAUAAGUGAGUAAAUGAAAAACUAACUGUUCCAUUAUUUGUAAUUGGCAGGCUUUGGGUCUAUGCUUAGGGCUCUUGGGGCACAAAUUGAGAAGACCACAAACCGCGAAGCCUGCAGAGAUCUAAGCGGAAGGCGAUUAAGAGAUGUCAACCAUGAGAAAGAGUAAGAUGGUCAUCCCACAGACUCUAUUUUAUCAGGGAUUUGAAAUAUUUUCCUAACUAGGUGUCCUAGAUGAAGCUCGCCUGGUGCAUUUGAUCAUCAAUUUGCACUUUUGGUGCAAUGUAAUGGACCUCGGUGUGACAAGUGAGCAAAUUCGUUGAGGAUGCUCUCUCUCUAUCACCUAAAUGGCAUGAAUAAAUAGGUAAUAAAAAUGAGGUCAUAUUGUGUGUGUCUGUGUCUUCAGGAUGGCAGAGUGGCUUAAGAAGCAGGCAGACCGCGAGGCAGAGAAAGAGCAAAGGCGUCUGGAGAGACUGCAGAGGAAGCUGGCCGAGCCCAAGCAUCACUUCACAGACCCAGACUACGAGCAACAGUGCCACGACCUCUCAGAACGCCUGGAUGACUCAGUCUUAAAAGGCACUCAUUUCAAAUAGAUAUUUAGAAUUAAUGGUAGAAUAGUAUGUUUAUUGUCCAUUUGUAAGAAUGGAAAUGUUUGUUUUUCACCCAACCUCGCUGACACACACGGUUGGAAGCUGCACAGGGCCAAACACAGUGCAUAGCCCCUGGUGUAAUUUUUAUGGAGAUAUCUUUAUAUAUAGAGAGACAUUUCUUUAUGAUCUGUGCUAUGGAAAAUGAUUGCAAUGUAAAGGGCUGUUUGAUCCAUAGAACUAAUUCAAGGAUGAGUCUAACAGUCUGUUUUUUAGGAAUGCAAGCCUCUUCCAGCGGACUUGUGAAAGUAGACGAGGCACCGAAACGCAAAAAGCCACCUCCAAACAAAGGCCAAGGGAAAAGUAAGAAGAAAUGCUUUUGGUGAGUGAGCUUUGUCAUCUUGGUUCAAUGUUGUUGUAAAAAAAAAAAGACAUCAAAUGUAAUGGGGGGGAAAAAACUGCCCAGUAGUGAAAUGUUUAGGAUUUUACAGGACGGGUGUUGGUGGCCUGGAUGACCUGGACAGCUCUGAGGAUGACGAUGCUGCAAGCGACAGCGGGAACUCUCCCUCAACAUCUGAUUCUGGCUCAGGGGUACCCAGUAGUCCCGUAAAGGGAGCAACGCCAGCUCACACCUCAGCCUCUCAGAGCAGAGCGGAACAAACAGCAACUCCAGAAGCUCCUAGCACAAGCAGCAACUCCAGCUCAGGACCCAGAUCUCCAGAGAGCCCAGCAGAGGUGCAGACACAAUCUCAAGCAGAGGCAGUAGCUUCGGGCACCAGUGAUGGUGGGGCUCAGAAGGAGGUGGUCCCCACAGAAGAAACAUUCCCAAAGACCGACAGUCUAAGCAAAGCUCAGAGUAGCACUAACAAACCCACUGUGAGUUUCUUAAUGUUCCACUCAAGAUUUGUUCUCUUGGCCCUUAUAAGUCCAUUAUUUCAUGUUUUCAAUAUUACAUCAUCCAUACUUGCUCCUUGGUUUUUCUGCUUGCACCUUGGUUUUUCUGGGUCAGCCCAGAAUGGAAAUAAGAUGUUAAGACAACCAGAGUUAUGUUUAAUGGCUCAUAAUGCGCCACGAAAGGUACUUUGCAACAAGACCAACUGCAGUCAAGCAAAAUAGAACAGCGUAAUGAGCAGUUACUUUUAAAGAUUAACUCGUGUGUUUCUCCCCCGGUAUGCAGUGGGAAGAUGGGCCCUUAGACCUCCAGGCAGUGCACUCGGACAAGGAGCUGGAGACUUUGGGGUUGGACAGGCUAAAGGCAGAACUGAUUGCACGGGGGAUGAAGUGUGGGGGAACCCUGUCCGAGCGCGCUGUUCGCCUUUUCUCCACCAUGGGGCUUUCUGCAGAGGACAUCGAUCCUGCCCUAUUGGCCAAACCCAGCAAGGGCAAAAAUAAAUGA